Cydia amplana is the source of this 797-nucleotide messenger RNA. RefSeq names its product transcription factor SUM-1 (gene nau). Gene Ontology annotation, molecular function: protein dimerization activity; DNA-binding transcription factor activity, RNA polymerase II-specific; RNA polymerase II cis-regulatory region sequence-specific DNA binding. Gene Ontology annotation, biological process: regulation of transcription by RNA polymerase II; positive regulation of myoblast differentiation; muscle organ development. Lineage: Eukaryota; Metazoa; Arthropoda; Insecta; Lepidoptera; Tortricidae. The coding region runs from base 240 to 785 and encodes 181 amino acids. The record is from RefSeq and is a predicted model, not a curated record. The transcript is spliced from 4 exons.
GUCACAAAUUCCGAGAAAAUUAUGGGCGGCAUCAAUUUCAAUCCAAACACUAAUAAAUUGGCAUCUUUCAACGUUAGAGCAGCGCGGCGUUAGUGUAUUAAUAGCUGUUAUAUUUUGUAAAACUCUAUUCAACCCUCGACUGAACAGUGUCGUGUAAGCCGCGGCGCGCGCCGCUUGAAAAAAAAAAGAAAAAAAGCGCGCGCUCUCAACUGUCAAACGUUCGAAAUUCUAACCUCAAAAUGAGUUAUUUGUAUGACGAGUUUAACAACAAUUUCCAGGAUUUUCGUUAUUACAAAGACAGUAAAAUUGAUAAAGAGUGUUGUGUGAAAGACGAGAGUAAAGAGGAAGGUCAUGUUCAGCAUGUGUUGGGCCCCAGUCGGAGGUGCUUGGCGUGGGCUUGCAAGGCGUGUAAGAGGAAAACGGCGGCCGUGGACCGACGGAAAGCGGCGACGCUUAGAGAGAGGCGGAGGCUUAGGAAAGUGAACGCUGCCUUUGAAGAGCUCAGAAUCCGUGCCAGGGCCGGCAGCGGGAGAUUACCGAAACUGGAAAUACUGAGAGCCGCCAUACAACACAUAGAGAGGUUGCAAGCCGCACUAAGGGCUGCUGCCGCGCUGGAAACAGAAGGCUGCAAGAGCUACAUGGAGCCGGUUGGGGACCGGAGUCCGGCCAGGGAGGCCAACGUGGACAGAGAAAAACCUUUUGUGAACAACGACGGAGGUUGUGGAGUGAACAGUCUAGCGAGAUUGCGGUGUAUCGUGCAAGCAUUAACUACGAGGGAUUCUUGACCGGACAUUAUA